UUUAUAGACGUCUUUUCUAAAGAAGGGGCUAGAUUACUACCUAUAAUUAAUAGCCUUACUUAUAUAAUAGACCUUAAAGGAGACGCGGUACUACUAUAUAGCCGAAUCUACCUGCUUAUAGAGGUCGAGCUAGGUGUCUUACGUAAAUAUUUAGACGACGCCCUAGUAAAAGGAUAG
Amorphotheca resinae ATCC 22711 is the source of this 177-nucleotide messenger RNA. RefSeq lists its product as hypothetical. The record is from RefSeq and is a predicted model, not a curated record. The annotation marks the transcript as partial. The transcript has a single exon. NCBI's taxonomy places the organism in Eukaryota, Fungi, Ascomycota, Leotiomycetes, Helotiales, Amorphothecaceae.